AUGGCGUACUAUGAUUUUGAUCCCCCAUCCUUCUCUCUGGGUCUCGAUCUGGAGACUCGACCCGACCCUUUACCCCAACCAGCUAAACGCCCUUCAACGUCGGCCAGUCCCCGUGAAGUAGAGGAAGACGAUUACAAUGAUGCUUUCAAAACCCCCGUUAGGGUUACCGACCAAUCUCGUGCUUUCAAGAGGCUUCGCCGUGGACCCAAGGCUGUCCGGCCCGCACUUGAGCCCCGAAGGGCGGAGUCUAUUGAUGGGCUGUUCGAUGUAAUAGAGGAAAUUGAGGAUUUCUCUUCAGAUGAAGAUUGCCCCAGAGGAAGAAUAAAUUCUGUAUGUAGCAGUUCGAAACCUUCAUUGUUGCACAAGCAAGGGGUUGUAACUACAGAAUCUGGAACCCAAUUUAAAUCAAACAAGGACAAUGAAGUUCCGUAUGUGUCGGCCUCAAAGAAUGUAGAAAUAAAUGACGGUGACACAAUUAAUCCUAAAUUGACAGUAAGUCCUGUUAGAAGAUACCAGUUGAUUGAUUCUGAUUCUGAUUCCGAUGAUCCUUCCAUGAUUCAAGAUCCUUGCAAAGAAGAACCUGUUGUAAAUUUGUCACUGCCAAAGAAUGAACAUCCAAAUUCUAGCUUCGCUACGAGGAUGAGAACAGAGUCAACUAGCAACUCUAAAAGUGAAGACUUAUGGAAGGACUUCCAUUCUGAUCAUAAAAGCCUCCGUGUGCCUACACCUGCAUUUGACGAGCUCUUGGAAGAAUAUUUCGACAAUGCUAAAAAUAAGAGUAAACCAGAAAACAGUUGUAAGGAUAGUUACAACGAGACUAAAUUGGACAAGCAAACACAUCCUCCUGCCCAUGGCUACUUUUUCCACAGAGAUUUAAGAGUUCAGAAACUAGUUCGUGAUCGUUUACCAUACUUCUUCCCCUUGGGAGUUGGAAAUAACAAAGAAUACGAGCAACAAAAUGGGCUGGCGAUUGAUUACUUGGGCCAAUUUUGUCAUGAAGACAGUAAGCAGACAAAUCAGAAGCGAAAUAUUGAGAAAAGUUCUAGGGGAAAGGGAAGCAAGAGACCUGUAAAGCAAUCACAUGUUCAGAGUGUAUCAGAAGCUUCUACCAGCUGGGUGAAUCCAAGAACUUGUGCUGGCCUUCAAAAGAAUGGCGGCAGCAGAAGGGUGCAAGCAGUGAGUAAAUCAGCUGGUCACUGGUACACGGGGCCAGAUGGUAAACGCGUUUAUGUGAACAAACAGGGGAAGGAGUUAACUGGUCAAAUUGCUUACAGGCAUUAUAAAAAGGAGAGUGGAAUGGGUUUCAAAACAUCAAAGAAGAAAAAUUCUGCAACAAAGAAAGCUGCUGCAAACAAGUCUGCUUCAAAGAAGAAAUGA
Molecule: messenger RNA, 1377 nt
Organism: Striga hermonthica
Lineage: Eukaryota; Viridiplantae; Streptophyta; Magnoliopsida; Lamiales; Orobanchaceae
Source: the annotation of a GenBank genome assembly